Eucalyptus grandis is the source of this 2934-nucleotide messenger RNA. Its product is annotated as UPF0161 protein At3g09310. The record is from RefSeq and is a predicted model, not a curated record. Bases 64 to 474 code for a protein of 136 amino acids. NCBI's taxonomy places the organism in Eukaryota, Viridiplantae, Streptophyta, Magnoliopsida, Myrtales, Myrtaceae. The transcript has 4 exons.
CGGAAAAACAUAACAAGCACCAUCUCUUUCAUUCGACUUCCGGCACAGGUGGGGUGGUCUCGCAUGGCGGUCGUCGCUUCCCUGAACUCGCAGAAGUUCUUCCCUCCUUUCCUUUCUCCUAAUUCCCAUUCCUCCAUUCGUCCCUUGAGUCGAAACCCUCGUUUGAAACUUCGAACUUCCUUCAAGUUCCAGUCGAUUACUAGCGAGCUCAGGAGCAACUCCGACUCGAGCAAUCCACCAGAGAGCAAGGCGGACAGUCCAGGAGUUAAAGCUGCGUUGAGUAUGCUCAGGUUCUACAAGAGGGAAAUAUCACCGAUUCUGCCGAAUAGUUGUCGAUACGUGCCGACGUGUAGCGAGUACUCAAUGGAAGCCUACAAGAAAUAUGGGGUUGUCAAGGGCACUGUCUUGACGGCUUGGCGUCUCUGCCGUUGCAAUCCUCUUGGUGUUCAUUUUGCUAGGUGGAUCUGGAUUUGAUCCCCCGCGCUGGUUUGGUGAACAACGUCCAUCUGAAGAAGAAUGAGAGUUCAUUAUAUUUACUGCUGGGCCAACAGGCAUAUUUUCCACAUCUUUGAGGGAACUUGGCUUAGCCUGUCUCUGAGAUUGGAUCUGGGAGUUGCAGUCUUUUCCAAUUUGGGCGAACAAGUCUUAAUAUCUAUCUUGUGGUUCACUAUUUCAUAAUGUUGACUUUAGAUUGAUUUUUUGUUUCAUCAAUAGGAGUAAUAUUCUAGGGGAUAAAGGCACCGGAGGUCCUUCGACUAUUACUAUAUAUUCAAUUAGGUCCCUCAUUUUUCUUUUUUGUGCAGCUAAGUCCCUAUACAAUAUAUAUUCUUUUUUCAAGUUGGUCCUUCAGUCAAAUCUAUGGACGAAGAUGCUCACAUGGCAAACCACGUUGGCAUGCUUCUCCAACUCAUUGCUGUAAACAAAAAGCUAAUAACAGAAAAGCCAAAAAAUAAAAACAUAACAGAGAUCAAGGGUGGACGGGGAAGAACGAAGAUGGGAGGUGGUGACUGGGCGAUGAGGUGAGGCCACUCAGCCACCAAUGAGGGUCCAUUGAUCUUUGUCGGUGUUUGAUUUGGCCACAGAUGGCGGCACCUCCUUGGAGUGUCUAAUGUCAAUUCAAUUCAUGGUGAAGUUGGGGCAAAAUCUCAAUGUUUCUUCGAAUUUGCAAGAGUUGUCGGUUUUGGAGUCUCAAUCGAGAAGACUUGGAGAAGGGUUAUGGAUGCAAAGGUAAUUGAGAAUUUGCUUUCUUUCUUGCGUGUCCACCACUGUUUCUUUCUUCAAAGCUUUGUAUGUAGACUUGAAAAUUGCCAAGUGCUGUUUUCUCUGUUGAGGAAAGCAUGAAGGCUGCUGAUGAAGCUCUGUUUUCUCAUCUUUGGAGAUUACAUCAGGCAAUUUUACAGGGAAGAAUGAAGGAACUCUGGUUUAGAUGGUGAUUGCCUAAUGUGAUGAGCUUAAAUGUUCAGUUUCAGGAGAAUCAGAGCAAGGUCGAGAUUGUCGAGAUGAUUUUCAAAUCGGUUGUACUUGGAGAUUGACCGAAAGGAUAACGAGGGGAAGUGGCGGCGGGCAUCGGCCACACCAGGUUUGCCUGAGCUCAGCAAGGGAUCCUGGCUGGUUCAUGGGUGCUGCCUCCGCCACCACAUCCCCUUCUUUGGUUUUGCACUUUCUUUCUUUUUUUCUUUUUCUUUUUUUUUCCCAUAUUUCAAUUUCCUAAAAUUCUCAACAGAAAAAAAGAAACAUUUUUGAAGUCUUUAAUUGCUUGGUUGGAUGUCAGUAGGGUGCCACAUCAACAUUUAUUGGCAACUUGAAAGCCACAUUAGCAUCUACAUUUCUUUUUAAUAGAAGGGCCAACUCGAAUGACAAAAUAUAUAGUUUAGGGACUUAAUUGCACUGAAUAGAAAGUUGAGGAACCUAAUUGAACAUUUUGCAAUAGUUCAAGCACCUAGAUCCUAUUUUUGCAUAUUAUGAACUAUCCUUGGACCAAUGUAGUUAAUCACAUUGCCGAUCUUACUGAAAGAAAAUAAUAUUACAGAAUUUCUGCAUCCCCUUCUUUUUUGUUAAAUCUUAUGGAAAACGAUGGCAAAGCAAGUUCAUGACAUGUUCUGUAGAUCUUCUGCUAAUUUUAUUGAGAGAACUGUUUCUCCAGCAUUUUUAUAAAUGUCUCGGACAACAGGGGGAUGAAACUUUGAAACUCUAGAUAAUGCUUUCUUUUGCAUUGGUAUUACAACAGAAUGGCUGCCCCCUUUGUUGCCUUUCAGGCAUUAUUUGAGGAAAACCCUUUACAACACGUAGACUGCUUAAGUUGGCACCAAUAUCGCACAAGAGAGUUCUAUGGAAGUAAGUUUCGGCCGAGAGUGAGUCAACAAAAGUGGGGGAAGUGUGCUAUCAAACCAUAUCACAGAUUAUGAAACAGGAUCGAUGAGCCGUCUGAUAAGAAAAUCCUUUUUUGUGCCGGUUGGACAUAAAAACAUGAACACUGAUGAGCAUGUUUCCUGUGCAGGUCUUCGAGUAGGGGGAUGCGUAUUAUUUUGGCCCUCCUGUUUCAUGAUUGCAGCUAAUAUUGAAUGCUUAUGGUCCAUUAUAUUGUUUUUUUUUUUUUUUUGAUCGCAUGGUCCAUUAUAUUGUUUGACGAAGUGUAUCAUUUGGCGUCUUAUGGAACUAUCAGGAAAUGCGAUUGGGGAACAGAUACAUCCUCAUGCCAUUGCUUGCUGGAUGUCAGGUACCUAUCGCAUAAACCCUCCAGGGUCCUUUUGCCAUCUCCAAUGGGAAGGAUUUUGCAAGCUCCAGACUGUCAAAGAGCAAUAGUAGUAAUGGAAUUUCUUGACACUGGGAAACGAAGAAAGGACUUAAUUAUUCCAUCUGUAAAAUAUCAUAAAUGGACAAGUCGCUUUUCGUUUUGACAGACAAGAAGGGAAGCAAAAUCAAAGAUGAUUGUCA